Molecule: messenger RNA, 1064 nt
Organism: Tripterygium wilfordii
Lineage: Eukaryota; Viridiplantae; Streptophyta; Magnoliopsida; Celastrales; Celastraceae
Product: FCS-Like Zinc finger 14-like
Exons: 2
Coding region: 141-779 (212 amino acids)
Source: RefSeq, a predicted model, not a curated record
CCAUACAAAAGAAUCCACGUCUCUUUCACCGAAAUAGAGUGAAAACGUCUCACUCUCUCACGCUCAAUUUAUUGUAUGGUAUUUUUCUGAGUGAGAAUUUGAAGAAUCUGAGAGACUCGGUUUGUGAUUUCACUUCGAAAAUGGAGAAAAAGAAAUCCCAAAUGAGUCUCUCCCUCUUCACCACUCUCUCUAACUCCUUCACUAUGUCAACUAAAUCGCCCAGGAACUUCCAAGACGGCGUCGUUGGCCUGGGUAUCGUCGCUGCUAUGUCCGAUUCGAGCGACGCCAUCUAUCAGGAUGACGACAUUCCUUCUGGACGAUCAAGUCCGAUUCCUAUUGUGUUGGCGGCUAAACCUGCCGCGAAUUUCAGAGGUGGGUUGUCGCUGUUGAAUCUUGAGAGGGGUUAUGUUGAUGAGGGAGAUGAGGAGAACUACACUUGCGUCAUUUCGCAUUUGGAGAAUAAGAAGCGGGUCUACUUUGAUGACAGUGCUUCGUCUUGCGUGGUGAUGGACAUUGCUGGUGAUGUAGAGAAGAGACGGGAGUUUUGGGCUUCUGAUUUCUUGAACUCGUGCUCUCUUUGCAACAAAAAGCUUCGUGGGCUCGAUAUCUUCAUGUACAGGGGAGAGAAAGCAUUUUGCAGUCUAGAGUGUCGAGACAAACAUAUAAGAAGCGAUGAUCACAAAGAGAAAUGUGGUUCUGAAGCUAGGACAGCGAUUGAUUACUCCAUGUCCCCCUGCUCCUCACCACAGGUUUUUUUCAAUGGGGUUGCCGCUGCAUAGCAACUUGGAUAUAAAUAAAUAGAAAAAAAAUAUAUUCGAGUAAAUAAAUGACGCUGCCAACGAAAGGGAUGGGAGAUAUACUUUGAGUCGUGAGAGUGUUUGAGGAUAUAAUAUCUAUACCUCGAGAGUACAAGAAAAUGCCUUGUUUUUGCAGGAAAGUGUCUUUUUGCUGAUCUCUGGCACUUGUUUAAACCCAGAGAGAAGAAAAUUUGUGGUUCCAUUAUAAUAAUCAUUAUCGGUAUAAGCCAUAUAUUUUUGAUAAUUGGGAUUAGCUGGUGCACAUAA